AUGGGAAUACGAUGCAGUAAGAGGGUUGUCAAGCCGAUCCAAACCCAACAGCCUCGCUUUAUAGGACCACCAAAGUUGCUAGUACAACCUCCAGAAGAGGUAUGGUAUCAGCUUGAAGAGAAUCUCAGUCCACAUGCUCGGCCUACAUUGAAAUGUCAAGCGUCUGACAAUGCAGAAUCAUUUGUUUGGUAUAAAAACGGUGAACAGCUGGAGAUUGGUGGCGAUAUCGAAUGGGUUCGAGCUGGCCAAUCUGGGACCAUCCAAUUUAUGAAGCCAAAGCGACAUCACGAAGGCUACUAUCAAUGUUUUGUUUCGAAUAUUUUUGGUACAGCCGUCUCAAAUAAGGUCCAUCUACGGCUAGGAGAGCUGGAACAUUUCCCUCCACGACCUGUGAGGAGGAUUCAAGUGAUGGAAGGCGAAUCGCUGACGAUCGACUGCAAAGCCCCCAGAGGCACACCACCACCGACCUUGUUCUGGCUCUACAGGGACACCGAGCAGGGAUCAGUGAUUGAGACGAUCCGAAGGAAGCACAUCACUGUCGACGGGGACGGUAAGCUGCAAUUCAGCGCCGUGGAGAUGCACGAUGGACGACCGAAUCUCGUCUAUGAGUGUGCUGCCGGCUCUCCGGUCCUGCAUGGUGAAUACCGAUCCGGUGACCAUGUUCAGCUAGAGGUCAUUCCUAGAGAAGGCGAUCCAACAACACCCGUGCACAAACUGUAUACUAGCCCGAAAGAGGUAACCGUCAAAGCCGGUGGUAAACUUCGGUUGCUAUGCAUUUUUGGUGGAAACCCUUUACCAGAGAUCUUCUGGUCAAAAAUCGAUGGCUAUCUGCCAAAAGCUCGAUUGAAAGAUCUGACGUCGCCUGAGAGCGAGUUUGGAAAAGCAUUGAUCAUAGAGAAUGUGCAUCCUGAAGAUGCAGGUCAUUAUGAAUGUCGUUCAGCCAACAUCGCCCAUUCUGUCAACGUCCGGGUUGUAGCGGCUCCCUAUUGGGAUUUCGAUCCACCAAAGGACAUUGAACAACCGGAGGAAAGUACUACAGAACUCGAAUGUCUUGCAUCAGGACAGCCACCUCCCAUAGUCAAAUGGAGUAUGAAUGGGAAACCAUUACAUGAGCAAACUGGAGAUCAGCGUAGGGUUCUGCUCGACAAUGGGAGAGUCCUGAGGCUGUCGUCGUUGAAUCACGAUCUCGAUACCGGUGUCUACCAAUGUAACGCCUCCAAUCCACUCGGCUACGUCUAUGCCAAUGCAUUCGUCAAUGUGAAAGCACAUGCACCUCGAUUCCUCAUGCCAACACAACGAGUAUGGAAAGUCGUCCAGAAAACUUCGGUAUCGCUCAACUGUGACGUUGUGGCAGCUCCAGAUCCUGUCGUCCGAUGGGUUGAUGCGGAUGAUAGCCCGCUGAAAGUGAUCGAAGGAAAAACACAGCUCCUGGCAAACAAUACGUUCAUCAUUCAUGAUUUGAGUAGCGCAGAUGAGGGUCUGUAUUACUGUAAUGUCUCGAAUAAAUACGGUAUUGCUCGAGCUACCAAUAGGCUUCAAGUUUACAAGCCGACGUACUUUGUGAAAGUGCCGUCGCCUCCGAAAUUGGUGUUGGAAGCAUUCGAUUCGGCCGAGUUACACUGUGAAGCAAUAGCUGAUCCACGUCUUCAGAUCACUUACAAAUGGACUGUCAACGGGGAGAUCAUCGAAAACAGCACCGUUUAUCAGGUCCUACCUGAUCGUCUCCUUCUCAACACACUCCGAGGCCCACAUUCUGGAGUGAUUGAUUGUGCUGCUAUCACCGAAGUCGAUGUCAAAUUGGCGUCAAUGCGGCUCAUCGUCAAAGACGUCCCUGCAACACCGCUAAUGGAGCCACCAGUCUGUACAGAACGAAAAGCGGUAAUCAAAUGGAAAGCUGCAGAAGACCACGGAGACGACAUUAAAAAAUACACCGUCGAAAUGGAGACCGAUUUCCGGAAGGGUGUAUGGGAGCGUGUUGUGGACGAGAUCAACGUAGCCAGGGAAAACUUUGAAGCUGAUGUUACUCUGACGCCAUGGGUGAAUUACACAUUCCGUGUGGUCGCUGAGAAUUCCCACGGCCGUUCAGAUCAGAACGUUGGACUCGAAGAAGAUAAGGUGCAGAAUAUCUCCUGCCAUACCCGGCCUUCGUUCCCAUACUCGAACCCAAAAGGUGUUCGGGUCGAAGGAACGGAGCCAGACAAUUUGGUCGUCUAUUGGAAGCCUAUGGAAAAGUAUUAUUGGAAUGCACCUCACCUGCAGUACCUCGUCAGGUACAAAUUGGAUGAACCACAUACUGCUUGGACAGAAUUUGUCGUUGAAGAUCCACUUGCUAAUCACACCAUAAUCCGNGAACAGCCAACAUUCCGUCCAUUCCAAGUUCAAGUACGAGCUGUAAACGCUAUUGGACCCAGUAUUCUGGAGCCGGACACUGUGAGAGGGUUCUCUGGAGAAGAUGUACCGUCAGUACCGCCAAGUAACUUCCGAGUCGAAAAACUCGUGAAUUUCUCGACGGUCAGCUUCAAAUGGGAACCGGUGGAGGAGUCGUCAGUGAACGGCUAUUUUCGUGGAUAUGAGGUUUGUUUACGAUUAUUUUGCAGUUUCAAAAAGAACAAAGUGAUUUCCACUCUUGCCCCCAAUUCCAACUAUACCGCAGUGAUCCGGACCAAGAAUCGUCGCUACGGCAGCGCUCCCAGCCCGGCGAUUCAUCUGACCACUCCUGAAGGAUUACCCUCAAAAGUACACAAUCUACGCGUGGUAGCCGUAGCGCACGCGAUACUUACUCUUUGGGAACCGCCGAAACAUCCGAACGGCCUGCUCAGAGGCUAUUUCCUGUCCUUUGAGAAUGAAAAAAACGAAACUGAAGAGACCUACGUUUUGUAUCGGCAGCGUCAUUAUCUACACGAAAAAUGCGUUCCUGAUUCGUCCUACCGAGUUUCUGUUUGGGGAGAAACGAGUGCUGGGGAAGGAUUGAAAACGACACGACCCGUUAGAACAUGGAACACUAGGAAUCCUGAUCCACCGGUAUUCUUCGUCAGAAACAUCACAAUAGAUACCAUAGAUGUGGAAUGGAAACCGUCAAAUCACAAUGUGUGGAGAAUGCCUGGCUCAUCCUUCUUUGUCAACUACUCCCUAGAAGAUUCUGCGGAACACUUCGAGACUGGGCCUAUUUACCUUCCAAACACUCACCUGACAAUUACUGGACUCCGGGAAGGCAGUACGUAUAACCUGAUCGGUGUAGCCAAAGAUGGAAAUCGGAUGUCGUACAGUGAACCACGAUCUGUUACCACUUUGAGCAAGGAGAGUGUUUCCCAUCUCAAAUCUCUCCGGAAUGCCGCCUGGUUCAUAGCCGUACUAUGUGCUGUUGCGAUUGCGCUAAUCACAGUUUUAAUUACCUGUUGUUGCGAAGAACGGCGAGGAGAUGAAUAUGCUGUGAGGAGAAAGGAGAUGGAGAUUGGCCACCAGUUGGCAAACGAUGAAGAACGACAAUUUCUUGAAUAUCAAUAUGGGUAUAAAUCGUAG
Molecule: messenger RNA, 3519 nt
Organism: Haemonchus placei
Lineage: Eukaryota; Metazoa; Nematoda; Chromadorea; Rhabditida; Trichostrongylidae
Source: the annotation of a GenBank genome assembly